AUGGCUCCUGCAAAGAAUGGUGAUAAGAUGGGCCAUUCUGCCAUCAACAAGGUAGUUACCAGAAAAUACACCAUCAGCAUUCACAAGCACAUCCAUGGAGUGGGCUUUGAGAAGUUCGCCCCUCAAGCACUCAAAGAGAUCUCGAAAUUUGCAAUGAAGGAAAUGGGCACUCCAGAUGUGCACAAUGACACCAGGCUCAACAAAGCUCUCUGGGUCAAAGGAAUAAGGAAAUACAAUGAUGAAGAUGAAGAGUCACCAAACAAGCUAUAUGCACAAGUUAUCUUGUACCUGUCACAACUUUCAAAAAUCUAGAAACUCUCAAUGUUGGUGAGA
This is a messenger RNA of Talpa occidentalis (Iberian mole), 333 nucleotides long. RefSeq names its product 60S ribosomal protein L31-like. Gene Ontology annotation, cellular component: ribosome; cytosolic large ribosomal subunit. The record is from RefSeq and is a predicted model, not a curated record. NCBI's taxonomy places the organism in Eukaryota, Metazoa, Chordata, Mammalia, Eulipotyphla, Talpidae. Gene Ontology annotation, molecular function: structural constituent of ribosome. The coding region runs from base 1 to 312 and encodes 103 amino acids. The transcript has a single exon. Gene Ontology annotation, biological process: cytoplasmic translation.